AUGGAGGAUCUCCCGGAGGCACUGCUGGCAGAGAUCAUCAAGAGGGUUACCAAAAGAAGUGACUUGAAUUCUCUUUCCCUUGUCUCGAAGCGUCUCUUCGCCAUCCAGGCUGAGCAAAAGGGGUCCAUCCGGGUUGGUUGUGGCCUUUGCCUUGCCACUGAAGCUUUGGUGUCACUCUUCUCCCGGUUCCCCAAUUUGUGGAAAGUUGAGAUCGAUUAUGCUGGCUGGACACCUUCCCACGGGGAUCAGUUGGACAACCAUGACCUCUUUGUGAUUAUAUCUUGCUGUCCCUCUCUAACCGAUCUCACACUAAGUUUCUGUUCACAAAUCGAUGACACCGGUCUUGGUUAUCUAUGCUACAGCGAGAAAUUGACUUCCCUCAGGCUGAACUCUGCAACUGAAAUAACUUCUUGUGGACUUCUCUCGGUUGCAGUUGGUUGCAAGAGUCUGUCUUCCCUCCACCUUAUCAACUGUGAGAAAGUAGGCAGUACCGAGUGGCUGGAGUAUCUAGGCUUGAAUGGAUCAUUGGAAGAAUUUGUACUCAAGAAUUGCAAUGGAAUCAGCCUGUAUGACCUCAUAAUGCUUGGUCCAGGAUGGAUGAAGCUACGCAAGUUUGAAUUUCGAAUGGGAGGAUUAUGGGAUGUUCAUGAGGGAUAUGAUCAUAUGGAAAUCGAUGUUGCUCUGGCUAGUGCAUGGCCUGAGAAGCAGGAGGGAACAUGCAGGAGAAAACUACUUGCCGGUACUUUAUCCCUUGUUAAUUCAUGUUACUUUUCUGGAACAAAUAUUAUUCCAGAUGCAGAAGUAAACUCGGAAGAGAAAGAUGAUAGCAUGGUAGCAUCUUCAAAUGGUAUGGGGUGCACAGCCCUGAAAGUAUGGAAUUAG
Messenger RNA from Triticum turgidum subsp. durum (durum wheat), 882 nucleotides. The record is from the annotation of a GenBank genome assembly. NCBI's taxonomy places the organism in Eukaryota, Viridiplantae, Streptophyta, Magnoliopsida, Poales, Poaceae.